Molecule: messenger RNA, 3202 nt
Organism: Gavia stellata (red-throated loon)
Lineage: Eukaryota; Metazoa; Chordata; Aves; Gaviiformes; Gaviidae
Gene: RNF111
Product: ring finger protein 111
Exons: 14
Coding region: 12-3023 (1003 amino acids)
Biological process (GO): positive regulation of DNA-templated transcription; positive regulation of transforming growth factor beta receptor signaling pathway; ubiquitin-dependent protein catabolic process
Cellular component (GO): cytoplasm; nucleus
Molecular function (GO): SUMO polymer binding; SMAD binding; ubiquitin protein ligase activity
Source: RefSeq, a predicted model, not a curated record
UAAAACUUUCCAUGUCUAAAUGGACUCCUGAAUGUAAUAUAGUUUAUACCCUAAAAGCGGAUAUGAAGAGUGAAGUUCCUUCUGAUGCACCAAAGAGACAGGAGAGUCUGAAGGGGAUCCUCUUGAACCCUGAGCCUAUUGGGGCAGACAAAAGCUUCACUGCAGAAGUUGAGAUGAUUGCCAGUAAAGUAGGGAAUGAGUUCUCUCACUUAUGUGGUGAUUCUCAAAAGCAGAAGGACAUGAAUGGCAACCGUACAGACCAAGACAAAAGUAUGGUGGUGCGAAAAAAACGCAAGAGCCAGCAGGCUGGUCCUUCAUAUACUCAAAAUUGUCCUGAUAAAGAAAACCAAGGAAUCUUAGGAUUAAGAGAGCAUCUAGAAACACAGAGUGAAGACAAUGAUUCUUCUUUUAGUGACUGUAUCUCUUCACCUUCGUCUAGCCUACAUUUUGGAGACUCCGACACAGUAACAUCUGAUGAAGAAAAAGACGCUCCUGUAAGACACCCUCAGGCAGUGUUGAAUACUACAAGUAGAACUCAUAGCGCAAGGUCACAAAAGUGGCCUCGGACUGAGGCAGACUCUGUACCUGGGUUAUUAAUGAAAAGGCCCUGUUUUCACAGCAGUUCUUUAAGAAGACUUCCAUAUCGGAAGAGAUUUGUGAAAACAAGUUCGUCACAGCGGACACAGAACCAAAAAGAAAGAAUUUUAAUGCAGAGGAAAAAGCGGGAAGUGUUAGCUCGAAGAAAGUAUGCUUUACUACCCAGUUCUAGCAGUUCCAGUGAGAAUGAUCUCAGCAGUGAAUCUUCUUCCAGUUCAUCUACUGAAGGGGAGGAAGACUUAUUUGUGUCACCUGGUGAAAACCACCAGAACAGUACAGCUGUUCCUUCAGGAAGUAUUGAUGAAGAUGUUGUGGUGAUUGAAGCAUCCUCCACUCCCCAGGUCACUGCUAAUGAAGAAAUAAAUGUUACCUCAACAGAUAGUGAAGUGGAGAUUGUCACAGUUGGUGAAAGCUACAGGUCUCGUUCAACACUUGGACACGCAAGGUCACACUGGGGACAAAGCUCUAGUUCUCAUGCUGCACGACCUCAAGAACAGCGGAACCGCAGUAGAAUUUCCACAGUCAUACAGCCACUGAGACAGAAUGCAGCGGAAGUAGUGGACCUUACAGUGGAUGAAGAUGAGCCGACAGUUGUGCCAACCUCAUCAGCUAGAGUGGAGCCACAGGUUGUGAGUUCUGCUUCCAGUAACAGUUCUAGUACGUCUACCUCAGAGCAGGCCUCUGAUGCAGCUCCAAACGUCUCCAACAGCCAGCCCUCUGCAGCACCAGAGACAACUUCGAGUCUUCCCAGUGGCGGCACUGCUGGUACUUCAGCUGGAGAUGAUAUAAGAAGAACUGCAUCUAGUACGACACUGGAAACUGGCCCUCCGGCCAUGCCAAGGUUACCAUCCUGCUGCCCUCAGCAUUCUCCUUGUGGAGGACCUUCACAGACUCACCAUGCAUUGGGGCACCCGCAUACAAACUGCUUUCAGCAGCAUGGCCACCACUUUCAACAUCACCACCACCACCACCACAACCCUCACCCAGCUGUUCCACUAUCUCCUUCAUUCAGUGAUUCCAGCUGCCCUGUUGAAAGGCCUCCUCCAGUGCCUGCACCUUGUGGAGCAAGCAGCAGUUCUGGCACCGGUUACUAUGACCAGCAGGCAUUGCCAGUAGACUUAAGCAGCAGUGGUAUAAGAAGUCAUGGAAGUGGUGCUUUUCAUGGAACAUCUGCUUUUGACCCCUGCUGUCCUGGUUCUUCAUCUCGAACUGCAAUUUAUGGGCAUCAGGCUGGUGCUGGCCCAAGCCAGUCAAUAACAAUAGACGGAUAUGGAUCAAGUAUGGUUGCGCAGCCACAGCCCCAACCUCCUCCUCAGGCAUCGCUCUCUUCCUGUCGGCAUUAUAUGCAUUCUCCUUAUGCUUCUUUGGCCAGACCUCUUCACCAUCAAGCUUCUGCAUGUCCUCACUCUCAUGGAAAUCCUCCUCCACAGCCACAACCUCCACCUCAAGUAGAUUAUGUUAUCCCUCAUCCAGUGCAUCCCUUCCAUCCUUCAAUAUCCUCUCAUGCAUCUUCUCAUCCUGUUCCACCUCCGCCUCCACCACCAACUCAUCCUUUAGCCAAUGCAGCUGCUCCAAUACCACAGCAUCUUCCCGCAACACACCAGCCUAUAUCCCAUCACAUCCCUGCAACAGCACCUCCAGCGCAGAGGCUACAUCCUCAUGAAGUGAUCCAGAGGAUGGAGGUCCAGAGAAGAAGAAUGAUGCAACACCCAACCUUGUAUACCUUCUGCCUAACAAUGCGUGCUCAUGAACGGCCUCCUCCACAUCCUCACAGAAUGCAUCCCAAUUAUGGUCAUGGGCAUCACAUUCAUGUGCCUCAGACAAUGUCUUCCCAUCCUCGACAAGCUCCAGAGAGAUCUGCCUGGGAACUGGGAAUUGAAGCUGGUGUGACUGCAGCUACUUACCCUCCAGGGCCCUUGCAUCCUCACUUGGCCCACUACCAUGCACCUCCUCGACUUCAUCACUUGCAAAUAGGGGCUCUUCCUCUAAUGGUACCAGACAUGGCGGGCUACCCUCACAUCCGUUACAUUUCAUCGGGAUUGGAUGGAACAUCAUUCAGAGGCCCUUUCAGGGGCAAUUUUGAGGAGCUGAUUCACUUGGAGGAACGAUUAGGCAAUGUUAAUCGUGGAGCAACACAGGGAACUAUAGAAAGAUGCACAUACCCACAUAAAUACAAAAAGGUAACAACUGAUUGGUUCUCACAGAGGAAACUGCACUGCAAACAAGAUGGGGAGGAAGGAACAGAAGAAGACACAGAGGAAAAGUGUACCAUCUGUUUGUCUAUAUUGGAGGAGGGUGAAGAUGUCAGGCGCCUUCCGUGUAUGCACCUUUUCCACCAAGUAUGUGUCGAUCAGUGGUUGAUUACUAACAAGAAGUGCCCCAUUUGCAGAGUGGACAUUGAGGCUCAACUGCCUAGUGAAAGUUGACAGCGCUUUCCAGAACUCUUGUCCUCCCUCUUGCUCCCUCUCAUCCUUCCUGGUACUGCAGUCAACCAAAGAUGGCAUGACUUACCUGCGCAGAUUUGGAAGCAUUGAACCUAGAGUGCUGGCUCUGCUAUAUGGUACAACUAAUGCUAGACCUACAGUUUAUGUAGAAGACAGUUGAG